Molecule: messenger RNA, 201 nt
Organism: Clunio marinus
Lineage: Eukaryota; Metazoa; Arthropoda; Insecta; Diptera; Chironomidae
Source: the annotation of a GenBank genome assembly
AUGUGUUAUAAAAUUGGAUUUAUAUUAUAUCACUUUAAAUACUCUUAUGAAAUAACAUUGGGUUGUGAUAACAGACAAGUUCAUGUUGCCAUGUCAACUGUGCAAGCUUUUAUUCUUGUGAUGAUUUUUAAAUCUGAUAAAGCAAAAGAAGAUGAAGAAUUGGGUCGGUCAGAAACAUACAGAAUGAACAAUCAGCAGUGA